AUGGGUUGCAUCUGCUCAAGGUCACAGGCUGAAUCUGGCCACCACGAAACGGCCUCGCUCCUCCCUUCUGACACGUCUUCAUUGCGACCCGAGUCCACCUCCGAGUCCUCUGGCCGCGUUGAGGAGUCGACCAGCACUGGCACCGGUGCCACGACCCAGGCCGCCGUCGACGGCGGCCGCUCGGAACCUAAAGCUACGGCGGGGAGCCCACCCUCUUCCUCAGAAGCGCGUCAACUCCCGCUCACCUUGAUCGAUCUCCCCGACGAACUUAUCGAGUACAUCUGCUACUUCCUAGAUCGCGACAUGUGGACUCGUCACCUCUCGCUUCGUCACCUGUCGCUCGUCCGCCGUCGCUGUCGUGGGCCGGCGCAAGCGAGGUGGAGGCCAUUCCGAAGGAUUCGACUCUGCUUGACUUCCUCGGCCUGUUUAACACCUACUUCUCAGACACUGUGGGAGGCCGUUCGCAACCAUCCGAGUCCCUCGCCCGUGCAACGCCUCGAGAUCAAGGAGGGCUAUCUGCACGCUCCGUUCUCCCCACAGCUGCUCGCCUCGAUCGCCGACCGGUGCAGCUACACGCUGAAAGAAUUGGUACUAAGCCGCCUCAGUGAAGUCAAUCUGCAACAACUGAGUCAGCUUCCAGGUUUCUUUCAGCGUGUAGCCGCACCGGUCGGCGAUCGAGGCGAGCAGCUGUGGGGAGAACGGAGCGUGCAGAUAGCCCUCCUUGAUCUCGAGGCGUUGCACGGGCGAGGGACUCUUAGAAUAAAGAAAAAGGAACAUCAUCUCUCUUGAUGUGCUGAUACUAACAUGGAGGGGCCGUCGCAGGUCUCACUUACUUGGCCCUUCGGAGUUGCAAGUUUUAUUACGGAGUGGUGACCCUUUCGACCAUACGUCGCCUCGAGAUCAAUGCGCAAGCCGUGUUGGACCUACCCGAAUGCCACUUGCCUUUACUCGAGGAUCUCGUCUUCUUCGAUCACCGUGAAUACAAGGAGGGACUCGCGGAGAACAGCAAGUUCGAAUACUUGCUCAAAAACAUCGCCGACACGCUGCGUCGACUGUAUCUGCACCCGAUAGAGCGUGAAGCCUUCGAAGAAGUGGUCCUAAGGUGGCUCCCAACCUGCCGCAACAUCUCGCUUAUCAAGCUCUUCGUCGAAUAUGGGACGGAUCCGCAGGAUGAAAGCGAUCUCAUCAAUGCAUUACCAGCCCAUAUCGAUCCAGCGGAGGUGCAUAAUUUGAGCCCAUCGGAGGACGACACGGAUGGUCUUACAUUCAAAGAGAUUGAGUUUGACACCCUACUCGUGAUCGCCAAUCAACUGGCGCCGGGGACCCCUUUCUACGGUGAGAAUCACUCAGGAUCAAAGCGCAGCUGCUUCCGUUUCGCAUCGGAUCUGUGCAUCCAUUCCGAUAGAAUUGAUCGAUCGUCGGGGCCUCGCAUGAGACAGCGUUUGUGA
Microbotryum saponariae is the source of this 1448-nucleotide messenger RNA. NCBI's taxonomy places the organism in Eukaryota, Fungi, Basidiomycota, Microbotryomycetes, Microbotryales, Microbotryaceae. The record is from the annotation of a GenBank genome assembly.